CUCCGUUCAUCUCGUCUCGUGAUCACCAUCAAAUCUCCGGCGCCAUGCAUUGUCUCGCCCGGCGUCUCUUCAGCAACGUCCCCGAGAGCACCGUCUAUGGCGGCCCCAAGCCUCAAAACCCUAACCAACGCGUCACCCUCAACUCCCUCCGCCAGAAGCACCUCGCCGGUGAGCCCAUCACCAUGGUCACCGCCUACGAUUACCCUUCCGCCGUCCAGGUCGACACUGCCGGCAUCGACAUCUGCCUCGUUGGUGACUCGGCCGCGAUGGUCGUCCAUGGCUAUGAUACCACUCUCCCGAUCACCCUUGAUGAGAUGCUAAGCCAUUGCCGCGCCGUCGCGCGCGGUGCCACCCGGUCGCUCCUCGUCGGCGACCUCCCUUUCGGUUCCUAUGAGUCGUCUUCCGCGCAGGCGGUGGACACGGCGGUGAGGGUUUUGAAAGAGGGGAACAUGGAUGCGAUCAAGCUGGAAGGAGCUGCGCCUUCGAGGAUCGGUGCUGCGAGGGCGAUUGUGGAGGCCGGGAUCGCUGUGAUCGGGCAUGUUGGGCUUACGCCUCAGGCGAUUAGCGUUCUCGGAGGUUUUCGGCCGCAAGGGAAGACCAUCAACAGUGCAGUAAAGGUGGUGGAGACGGCGCUGGCGUUGCAGGAGGUGGGAUGCUUCUCGGUGGUUUUGGAGUGUGUACCUGCGCCCGUUGCUGCUGCUGCGACUGCUGCAUUGCAGAUUCCCACUAUUGGUAUUGGAGCUGGGCCAUACUGCAGUGGACAGGUGUUGGUUUAUCAUGAUUUGUUGGGCAUGUUGCAACAUCCCCAUCAUGCAAAGGUAACCCCAAAAUUUUGCAAGCAAUAUGGGCAUGUGGGUGAGGCCAUUAAUAAAGCUUUGUCCGAGUACAAACAAGAAGUCCAGGACAAAGUUUUUCCUGGUGUAUCACACACGCCAUAUAAAAUCAGUGAAGGUGAUGUAGAUGGUUUUAUGAAUGAGCUGCAGAAGAUGGGCUUGAGUGAAGCUGCUUCUGCAGCAGCAACUGCCUCCAAGGGCAUGGGAGGACGUGAAUAGGAACUCAUACUGAUAGAUGCACAUCUUUCAAUAAGCAGGUUAACCGAAUGGGUGAACAUGGGAAAGUUUGGAGAAUAAUGCAAAGGCAUUUGAGCAUUGCUUGCUGUAAACUUUAUCAGGGACAAUAAAAGGGUUUUCAGGUUGCAGCUUAGUGGAAUAUCUUUGCUGCCACCACUGGAGAUGCACAUAAGAUAUUGCCAUUAUGAUGGAAGCAUUGUGGCAUUAUAAGCUUCCUUUUUUUAUGUGGUUGAGUGCUAAAGUCAAUGGAUAUUUU
Molecule: messenger RNA, 1326 nt
Organism: Dioscorea cayenensis subsp. rotundata (Guinea yam)
Lineage: Eukaryota; Viridiplantae; Streptophyta; Magnoliopsida; Dioscoreales; Dioscoreaceae
Product: 3-methyl-2-oxobutanoate hydroxymethyltransferase 1, mitochondrial-like
Biological process (GO): pantothenate biosynthetic process
Cellular component (GO): mitochondrion
Molecular function (GO): 3-methyl-2-oxobutanoate hydroxymethyltransferase activity; magnesium ion binding
Source: RefSeq, a predicted model, not a curated record